This is a messenger RNA of Eimeria acervulina, 1365 nucleotides long. RefSeq lists its product as hypothetical. The coding region runs from base 1 to 1365 and encodes 454 amino acids. NCBI's taxonomy places the organism in Eukaryota, Apicomplexa, Conoidasida, Eucoccidiorida, Eimeriidae. The transcript has 3 exons. The record is from RefSeq and is a predicted model, not a curated record.
AUGGGGCACACUGUCGAGUCAAACCCGUCGUCACCGGGACUCGAGAGGCCCAUAUUGCGGCCUUCAUCCAGAAGGCCUGGCAGUAGUGUUGAUGCCUCGGGGCCUUCCCCCUUGGGCAAAAUGGCGCAGCCCAAAUCUCUAAGGAGUCAAAGAAUGAAGCGGCUGGAUGAGGCCCGAGGGGACCGGCUGGGGGCUCAACGCAUGCGAACUUCUCCUGCAUCGCCGAGAAGGGAUGAAAAGCGAGACGCAUUCGUGGACAGCAAAGGCCAUCAUUCUCCUUCUCGAGGCCUCAGCAGCAAGAAUACACCAAGGGGGAAAUCCCAUCGGGAACCUGCAGCUGCGAAGGGCGCGAAGAAGGCAGCUGGGAGUCCUAGAAAUGACCCCCAGACCCCACGAGAAAGCCAGCAGACCCCAAAUGACGCGAGCGUCAGCCCCUCUGAGAAAUCAGCUAUAUCCCCUUCAACUGAGACCAGUGCUCAGGACCUUCGCCCGUCGUGUGCUCCCCAGGGCUCCUCAGGGGCGGAAUCUUCCCAGCAGGCGCCCCUUCGGUGUUCAGACUUGACACCUGCUGAGAUGCCCGAAACGGCCCUCCAGAAGCAGAACUCCGAGUUGAUGCGGCAAAACGUUCUCCUGAGGCAGGCGCUGUUGGAACACAUUAGCAAGGAGGAGCUUCUAUUCCUCUUGGCUUACAACACCCCGAGCGUCCCCACCAGAGACGCUGGAGACGCACGAUUCCUGCAAGGCCUUGCCCCUAACCCAGAGGACUCAAAAGCUUCGGAUGCCCCCUCAACAGGCCCAGAAAAAGAUGAAGGAGAUGAACAUAAACACAGCAGCAGGGCUCGGCACAUCGACCUCCCCUGCGUGAGGGAUUUUUUCACAGCAAUAAGCUGUUGCCCGGGGCCGUCCAAUGACGAGCCCCUCCCCGCGUCAGAAGGGACCGUUGCUGUCGCUGUUGCUGCCGCGGCAGAGAGCAGCUGCCCUCUCGAAUCCUUGACAACUCGCGAACCAGACACAAUCAAAAAGGAAGCAGAUGAAUCCUCCCCAAUUGCUGUGGACUUCGAUCCCUUCGGGCUGCAAAAAGAUCAAACAGAGACUCAGAUCCCCCCAGUAGAAGCCGAAAGCCAGCGCUCGACCGUGUCUUCCUCCACAACCUCGACCAAUCUAUAUCGGCGUUCCUUGGAGGGGGGCUCUCUUGCACCGCUUUCUACUCUUGGCGUGGGGGGUCCCCCCAUCCACCCCACCUCCUCCCUUGGCUCCCUGAAGCCCGCGCCAUCUCGCGUCAGGCCCCGCGCCGCAAGGGGAUCCAUGUUCUACCCUUCUAGCUAUCGCCUUAAUACAGUGCUGCCUCAAGCGUUUCCCUUGUAA